Recurvomyces mirabilis is the source of this 1314-nucleotide messenger RNA. RefSeq lists its product as uncharacterized. The transcript has 3 exons. The coding region runs from base 1 to 1314 and encodes 437 amino acids. The record is from RefSeq and is a predicted model, not a curated record. Lineage: Eukaryota; Fungi; Ascomycota; Dothideomycetes; Mycosphaerellales; Teratosphaeriaceae.
AUGGCUGUGACCUGCCCUGCCCUUGAGAAGGUGUCUCAGCAGCUGGUCACAAAUUCGAACCCUGCUCGCGAUGAUCUAGAAGCAAUGGACUCCCACCGCUGCGCAGCCCUCCACAACGCCAUCUAUGAGCAUGGCUGGACCAGCGCUUUCGGCGACACAGCCGAUUUCCUCGCCAACACCGAGACCUGGUGGGAAGCUUUCGCCACCCCAGGCUUCGGCACCGCGGACAUGCAUUCUUCCGUCCAAGAGUUCCUGAAGGAAGCUCGAGUGCUACGCGAUCGACAGGAGCAAGAUAAAAACUUCUUCUAUUUCAUGUCCGGCCUCUCUCAUUCGAACAUGCUAGAUGGUGAAAAGGAUUGGUUUGAUAUCGGUCAUCCGAAGAGGUUGAUGACGUUAUAUGAGACUUAUUUCUCUUUUGCUACGAAACUGGACGGAUUAGUAUACGAUCAGCUCAAGCAAAAAGCCAUCACGCACUUCGACAUCACAGAUGAUCUGGAAUUCGAGCCUGAACAACCAUGGCGACCGCUGGAGACCAUCCUCACGUUCUGGAUCGAUCUGAUACGGCGUGAGAAAGUCAUUGCCGUAUCUCCGGAGUUGUCACAGCCGAGGAUUGAGUGGCGACCCAUUCCGGGCACGCAGAGCGAGGGUAUGCAGGAGCUUCCGCAGCAUCAUCACGUGACAGGGGAUGUUUUGAAACUAGACGACCAUGCUCCGUGGGCGAUGCAGCCUUGGUCGCAGAUCGACCUCGACGAAACGUUGUCGCUUCCGACAAAAGAGGCAUUCAUCGAUCAGCCUGCACGGGAUGAGCCUCGACCGAAUUGGAUUGUCCCUGAGAAGAAUAUAGACUACCCGGAACACGUAUUCCCCAUCCUACUGUUCCGCCACAAGACAAGCAGCCAGACGAGCGCAGAUCCAUUCCAGAGUCCAUGGACGCAGCACAUCCUGACCAACGGAGUCGUUGGCUUGUAUCUCGAUGCCUGUGAUCGAAGCAACCGUGUCGCAUACGAAGAUGGGUUCCGCUUAGUCCUGCCUUUCGCAUUCGAUCGCUUCGGACCAGGAUGGGCUGCCCGUGGCGAUGGAAGCCAAGUGAUAGGGUACGAUGAAUUGUUCCAAAGCGGUGUGAACCCGUUCAACGAUAGCCAUCCGCCAAAGCUUGUGGCGUUUCUGUCGUUUGCCUACCACAAGGUUGCCAGUAGCGCGUGGAGUGUGGAUGAGCACGGUGUAGCUGGUGGUAUCGAUGUCUGGAAAGAAGCCAAUACGGAGGAGUCCUGGCAGGAAUACUGGUUGCCUGCUGAGUAUAUCGGCUUUCAGUAG